Molecule: messenger RNA, 840 nt
Organism: Orbilia oligospora ATCC 24927
Lineage: Eukaryota; Fungi; Ascomycota; Orbiliomycetes; Orbiliales; Orbiliaceae
Exons: 1
Coding region: 1-840 (279 amino acids)
Biological process (GO): homologous chromosome pairing at meiosis; meiotic strand invasion involved in reciprocal meiotic recombination; meiotic joint molecule formation
Cellular component (GO): condensed nuclear chromosome; DNA recombinase auxiliary factor complex
Molecular function (GO): double-stranded DNA binding; recombinase activator activity
Source: RefSeq, a predicted model, not a curated record
AUGAAGACAUUAGUCGAAGUUAUGAAGGAACGCACGUCGACACUAAAGGCCGAACUAAAAUCCCUCCAGGUGACACUCCAAAAACUUCGUUCCAUGCCAACUGCAGAUGAUCUCAAGUCUGAAGUGGACACCCUACAACGGGAAGUCACAGACCUACGCAGCCGUCUUGAGCCUUUGCGUAGUGGCGAUGUGAAACCGAUAUCAGCUGAGGAGAAGCAAAAGGUGCAGAUGGAAGCAAAGAAGAUGCAAGGGUUGUGGACCGCUAGGAAGAGGUGGUCGAAGGAGUUCUUCGAAGCUGUUGCAGAUGGUCUAGGCGGUGAUGUCAAUCCCAAGGAUCUGAAGGUGAGUUAUACCCACCCUUUCAUACAUAGUAUGAGUGCAUGCCUUAUCCCUCGCGUCCCACGGCCUUCGAUUGCGAUUCUUUGCAAGGGGCUUCCUAUUCAACUACCUUGUCUCGGCGUGGGAUAUGCCUUAGUCCAAGACAACGAAUCACUUUGCCCAGAGGAUGCAUCAAGUAUAGUGUCCACAACCCGAAACAUUUCGAUUAUCGAGGUUUCACCGCAUUUGAUACAUACGAACAGUCUCAUUCACCCAGAGCCAGCACUUUUCCUUUACUAUCACGCUCACCAGGUUAAUAAUCGGCCCAUGGAGCUUUCCGGCGACUUGGUUAUUUUGUGCCACGGGAAACACACCACCAUCCCUUGUCCCGGAUUUACGAUUAUCCCACCAACCUUCAACAUCACCAAUCACGGCCCUUUUUCUCACUUUCAUAACCUAUCGGCCCCUCUUCUCUUCCCCCAUUCUUCAUUUAUCCUGCUGAAUGUAUCAGCCCUUUCUUAA